Messenger RNA from Cygnus atratus (black swan), 1246 nucleotides. RefSeq names its product Rab9 effector protein with kelch motifs (gene RABEPK). NCBI's taxonomy places the organism in Eukaryota, Metazoa, Chordata, Aves, Anseriformes, Anatidae. Gene Ontology annotation, molecular function: protein binding. The transcript has 7 exons. Bases 16 to 1134 code for a protein of 372 amino acids. The record is from RefSeq and is a predicted model, not a curated record.
CGGCUCGGCCCCGCCAUGGGGCCGCCGCUGCCGCCGCUGGAGCCGGGGCGGCGCCCGCAGCCCGGCACGUGGUACCGGCUGCGGCCGCGCGGUGCGGGGCCCAGCGGGCGCGUGGGCCACGGCUGCCUCCCGGUGCCGGGCGGGCCCGGCCGCGUCCUGCUGCUGGGCGGCGCAGACCCCGACGGCGCCUUCGCGGACGCGCACGUCGUGGAGCUGGGGUCCCUGCGCUGGGCCCAGGCCGGCUGGAGGGGGCUGCGGCCGCGCUACGAGCACGCCACCUUCCUGCCCGCCCGCCGCCCCCCGCGCCUCUGGGUCUUCGGCGGCGCCCACCGGGCCGGGAACAGGAGCUGCGUCCAGGCGCUGGACCCCGAAACAGGAACCUGGGAGAGUCCCGCGGUGGCUGGCACCCCGCCGCUGCCCAGGACGUUCCACACAUCCUCGGCAGCUAUCGGGGACCGUCUGUACGUCUUCGGAGGGGGAGACAAGGGAGCAGAGCCGGUCCAAGACCAGCAGCUUCACGUGUUCGACACAGCCACCUGUACCUGGUCCCAGCCAGACACCCGCGGUGAUCCCCCGUCCCCCCGGCACGGGCACGUCGUGGUUGCAGUCGGGACCAAACUUCUCGUACACGGAGGUUUGGCCGGCGAUGUUUUCUACAAUGACCUGUUCUGCAUCGAUACAAACGACCUGACGUGGGUUAAGAUACCAGCCAGCGGUGACGUCCCGGGAGGACGGGCGUCCCACGCCUCAGCGGUGUUUAGGGACCACCUGUACAUCUUCGGGGGGAUAGGCCCGGCCGGGACCCUCAACACCACGCACAAGUACCACAUCGGGGAGCAGCGGUGGACGCUCCUGCAGUUCGACGCCCCUCUGCCCGCGGGGAGGCUGGACCACGCCAUGUGCGUCGUUCCCUGGCGGGCCGGUGGGAGCGGCGGCACUGCCGCGGGCGCUGCGGAAGAGGAAGCUGAAGGGGAGCCGGCCGCACCAGCUGGUGGCGAGGCCGACCUCCUCCAGGGGAGCCAGGACGAGGAGGGGCGCGGUGAGGACCCAGCGACGCAGCUGCUGUUCGUGUUUGGGGGCAUGGACACGCAAGGGGAGAUAUUCAGGGACUGCCUCGUAACUGUGAUCGAGUAGCCCGCGGGCGGUCCUUUCUGGGAAGGGUUUGUAGCGGUGUCUGAUCGAGUUCCUGCCUUCCAAUAAACAAGCUGUAGCCGCCAGACGGGUGGCGCUGCGCCCGCCCCAGGUA